Molecule: messenger RNA, 3766 nt
Organism: Passer domesticus (house sparrow)
Lineage: Eukaryota; Metazoa; Chordata; Aves; Passeriformes; Passeridae
Gene: FOXL2
Product: forkhead box L2
Exons: 5
Coding region: 243-1166 (307 amino acids)
Biological process (GO): regulation of transcription by RNA polymerase II; cell differentiation; anatomical structure morphogenesis
Molecular function (GO): DNA-binding transcription factor activity, RNA polymerase II-specific; RNA polymerase II cis-regulatory region sequence-specific DNA binding
Source: RefSeq, a predicted model, not a curated record
GCGGCAGAGGGGAGCGGAGCCCGCGGGGGCAGGGACGACGCCGCCGCCGCGCUGCACGGACCAGCGGCGCCGCGAGAGGCGGCUCCCGAUCUCCGUCCGGGUCCCGGCUUCGACUUCGGCUUCGGCCCCGUCCCGGCGAGCGCGGAGCGGUUCGGCCGCCGGCAGCGGGCUCGGUGCAGCGGGCAGCGCUCCGCACCGCGCGGCGCUGCGCUGGGCGCCCCGGGCGGCGGGCGCGGGGCACCAUGAUGAGCAACUACCCGGACGGCGAGGAGGACACGGUGGCGCUGCUGGCUCAUGACACCGGCGGCAGCAAGGAGCCGGAUCGGGGCAAGGAGGAGCUGAGCGCGGACAAGGGCCCCGAGAAGCCGGACCCCUCGCAGAAGCCCCCCUAUUCCUACGUGGCCCUGAUCGCCAUGGCCAUUCGGGAGAGUGCGGAGAAGAGGCUUACGCUGUCCGGGAUCUACCAGUACAUCAUCAGCAAGUUCCCUUUCUACGAAAAGAACAAGAAAGGCUGGCAGAACAGCAUCCGCCACAACCUCAGCCUCAACGAGUGCUUCAUCAAGGUGCCCCGGGAGGGCGGCGGCGAGCGCAAGGGCAACUACUGGACCCUGGACCCCGCCUGCGAGGACAUGUUCGAGAAGGGCAACUACCGCAGAAGACGAAGGAUGAAACGGCCUUUCCGGCCGCCUCCGACCCACUUCCAGCCUGGCAAGACCCUCUUCGGCCCCGACAGCUACGGCUACCUGUCCCCGCCCAAGUACUUGCAGUCCACCUUCAUGAACAACUCGUGGCCGCUGGCGCAGCCCCCCGCGCCCAUGCCCUACACGUCCUGCCAGAUGUCUGGUGGGAACGUCAGCCCUGUCAAUGUGAAAGGACUCUCGGGCCCGGCGUCCUACAGCCCCUACUCGCGGGUGCAGAGCAUGGCGCUGCCCAGCAUGGUGAACUCCUACAACGGCGUGGGCCACCACCACCACCACCACCCGCACGCCCACCACCCCCAGCAGCUCAGCCCGGCCAGCCCCGCGCCGCCCGCGGCCCCGGCGGCAAACGGAGCCGGCCUCCAGUUUGCCUGCGCCCGUCAGCCCGCCGAGCUGUCCAUGAUGCACUGUUCUUACUGGGAGCACGACAGCAAACACAGCGCCCUGCACUCCCGCAUAGACAUCUAGGGAGGCUCCGUCACAGCCAUGCACCGGCCCCGCUGCCCCUCUCCUGCCCCGCCGCGUUCCCCUGCGCUCCGAGUCUCUCCUCCUCGUCUCUAGUCACGGACUUCCCUCUCUCUGUGCCCAAACUCUAGCGGUGGGGAAAUAGCAGCUUUGUCCGCGCGUAGUGUCAGUGUAGGACCGUCCCUCCGUGAGAAGAAAGCAGUUAUGUCGGUCUCAACAUCACAGCCGCCCUUCUGGAAAAGUCUUACAGGAUUCAGGCAGAGGGAAACCAACACAGAAGUGACUCGGAAAGCAUGAUGGCAAAUGAUUAAUCAAAUCAGAGACAGGAAGGCGGAGUGGCCAUUUUCGAUGACACGAGGCAGCACGGGGUGAAUGCGGAGACGGGGUGGCCCCGAGCCGCGGGCUGGCCCUCGAGGGACGUGUCACUGACAACUGACGGGCAUCUGGCGUUUGGCUGGGGCAGGGGAAGGAAAACCGCGGGGCUUCAGGAAAUAGGCCCUGGGAGAGGACAAGGUGUUUCUUUUAACAAGAUUUUCAGAAAAAAAAAAAAAUCAGGCACAUGUUGACCUGCCCUUCCUCUGCUCCUGGCUUUGGAGAUGAUAUCCCUUGGUGCUUAUCAGCCUCAACGUCUGAGGCAUCUGGUGACUCAGCAGCCGGAUGAGGCACAGGAGCUUUGUCUGAGUAAAGGCUACUGGGUGUGCUCUGAGGCUGCAAUAGGUGAAUUGAUCAUUUCUGGGACUUUGUUGGGAUGAAUCAGAACACCUUCAAAGCAGUGGCAGCACCUGUGACGGGUGUCAGCAAGGCUGAUGGUGAUGAAGAUGCAUCAUGGUCUUGAUGCUGCUCAAACCCUCCCACCCUGCUAGCCCUGAGCAGGAGCUGCAUGGGAGGGCUCCUUUUUCACCCAUGAAAGCGCAGCCCCAGUCAGCACUGUGAGCUCUCAUUUGUUACAUUUAAAGAGUAUUUUUAGCAGCGUGGAGAAAAUCUCUGCAUGUUUCAAAGUAUCAAUGCUGUUACAUAACCCAAAAUUACUUGACAGCUGAGAAAGCAAAAGCUCCGGGUACCCAAAUGCAGGUCUGCUCCCUAAGUGUUCACAUGUGCCAGUCAGUACGUGAGCCACAGAAACAUAUGGCUCUUGUGUCAAAUACACGGAAUCAACUUGAAUUAUGAAGACUUUGAAAAGGUCCUCAGUUUAAAUGUACAUGGCUCUCUGAAAUGUCCAGCUAGGUUUAAUGCAACAAUUAAAACCAGAUAGAUUGUCAGGAUUCAUAGAGCAGGGGUAGAAUUAAUUCAGUACGAAAGAACUGAAUGACUGGGAAGAAGGCAGAAGAGCAGAAGCAGCAGGAAAAGAGCAAGAAUGAGUGGAGGGAUGAAAUGCUAAUAUGGGGGGAGUAGGGAGAGUGAGGAAUGGAAGGGGGAAGAAAGGAGAGAAAUUAAAGAAAAAAAUGAAGUGGGUUAUGAGAUAGGAAAGAGAAGGACAGCAUCAAGAAAAAUAAUGACAUUUAAUUGUGUAAUCUGUCAGCUUUGACUUCAAAAGAACUAAGCCUGCAGCAUAAAGGUUGCUACUUACAUAUUGAAAGUAUGUGGGACGGGUUUGGGUUUUUUCAUGGAUAUAUUUAUAUUUAUAUUUAUAUUUAUAUUUAUAUUUAUAUUUAUAUUUAUAUUUAUAUUUAUAUUUGCGUGUGUGUUCAUGUAAUUAUAUACAUAAAAUGACACAGAAAUUUCAGUCUUCCCGGGGAUCUCCCACUGUUCCCCAUACUAUCAGUUUUCCCACCCUGCCACAUGUCCAGCAGCAGUAAUGCCCUUUUCCAUGCCAUGCUGUGAGCCAGGGCUUUCUGUUUCAGUUUGCUGUUUGUUUCUGUCCUGCCCUCCAAGAGCUGGAAAUGGGGGCUCUGGCAGCCCCUAACUUCAGGGAUGUCCACUGGGGUAGCACAGCUGUUUGCAAUUGCUGUUUCCUCUUGUUGAUACUCAUGGCAACAUUGUCAUUUUGCAUUGACUAAUCCAAAAUACAUCAAAUGUUUCAUUGUUGAAUUGGUUUUAAUUGAAUUGGUGCCAUUGGUUUUGCCUUAUCUGUUCCUGUGCAUGCAAGCUGCUAGUAAAAUAGCACAACUUUUCAUGCUUUUAGGGUUAAAAGAGUCAUUGAGUGGUAUUGAAACUACCUAUCUGAUGUUCUCCCCAAGGUAUGAGGAAGGUCAGACUCCUUUGGCUUUAUCCCACACAUUGGAGAGCUUCCUCUUUUCCGUAGGUAUCCUCAGGUCCUCCGUGAUUGUGUUUACCCCUCAUCCCUCCAGGGAGGGUACCUUUUUGAGGAGUCCAAGGAUUUUGUAGUUCAGUGAUGGAUACUUUAUUUCCUGGUGCUGUUGGAAGUGGCAUUUCAGCAUUUUGUCAGCGACCUGUGUCCUUCAUUCCCAUGCCCUGUCACAGCUGGCAUUGUUCACCUUUUCCAGGGUAUAAAGUGUUCUAGCUCAGGCAUGGACCCCAGGUUCAUUAACACUACAUGGUCAAUCUGUAAUUUUUCAAAACCAAAAAGGCCUCUGGCCAAUUCUGGAUGUCUUUUCUGCUGUUUUGUAUAAAAAGUCUGAGCUAAAUUUUUCUGUUCUCCCUUA